AUGGUAGUGAAAGGAAUGAAGUCAAGGUCUGAGUCAAAGAAGAGCCCUGCAGCAGAACAGAGAGCCAGUAAGGAGUUCUGUCAGUACAAAGAUAGAACCACUAAAGCAGUCACACAGCCCCACCGGGUCCCUCAGCCCUCAGAGGGACCCAUCCGCAGCUCUCGAGGAGCCGGGCACCGGCACAACUUCCCCGCAGCCGCUCCGCGCCCCCGAACCAGGCUCCCAAAAGUUCCCGCCGGGCUGCGGGAGCGGAGGGAGCGGGCGGCGCGGCCCCAGGGCGGUGAAGGGCCGAAGGCGAACGGGCGCCGGGCGCUGCCCGCGCACAUAAAACGCGGCGCGGCGCGGGGGCCCUGCCCGCAGCCAUGCAGAGCGCGGCCCCCGCCGCCCCGCCGGCCCUGCACCUCCUCACCUCCUACUUCAUCGACAGCAUCCUGGGCCGGGGCCCCGCCGCGGGCCGGCACGGUGAGGGGCGGCGGGGAGGGCGGCGCGGUGACAGGUGGCCCGGUGAGGGGCGGCGGGGUGGCUCCACGGCCGGCCGCCCCAGUAACUCCGCGGUUGUCUCCCGCAGGCGCGGAACGCGCGGAGACGCCGCGGCCCGGCCGAGCGCGCAGCCCCGCGGAGGAGCCGCAGGCGGAGGAGCGUGAGGAGCGCCCGCCCGGCCCCGAGGCGGCGGGUCCGGUGAAGAGGAAGCAGCGGCGGUACCGCACCACGUUCAGCACGUUCCAGCUGGAGGAGCUGGAGCGCGCCUUCUGCAAGUCGCACUACCCCGACGUGUUCACCAGAGAGGAGCUGGCCCUGCGCCUUGACCUGACGGAAGCCCGGGUGCAGGUCUGGUUCCAAAACAGAAGAGCCAAGUGGAGGAAACGUGAAAAAAACGAAAUUCUGGGGACUGUUCCGGGAAUCUCCUUAACUCACCCACUUGGUCUCUUUUUGGAUGUUCCACUGGGUCAUUCUCCCCUCCUAGAUCACACAUGGAGGUCAAUGCCUCUUUCAACAUUGGCUGUGCCGUCCAUGUCCCCAGCUUUUAGUCCUUCAACCUUAGGGCCAUUUGGCCUCAGCAGUCUUACCUGGACUUCUCUCUUCAGAAAUCCCAUAUUAAAUCCACAUUUUGGCAGGUUUCUCAAUGCUUUAAAUCCUCUCGUGACAACAGCUUCAGUACUAAUGAAAGCUCCUGGACCCCCGUCAGACCCUGUUCUCACUGCCUUCACUGAUCCAGCAGCAGUUGAAAGGAAAACGUCAAGCAUUGCAGCACUAAGACUCAAAGCGAAAGAACAUUCAGCACAAAUCCCUCAAUUAAACCUCAUCUCCAGUCUUACAAACACUAACAAAGAACUUUGUUAG
Molecule: messenger RNA, 1341 nt
Organism: Pyrgilauda ruficollis (rufous-necked snowfinch)
Lineage: Eukaryota; Metazoa; Chordata; Aves; Passeriformes; Passeridae
Product: homeobox protein ARX-like
Exons: 6
Coding region: 1-1341 (446 amino acids)
Biological process (GO): regulation of transcription by RNA polymerase II
Molecular function (GO): DNA-binding transcription factor activity, RNA polymerase II-specific; RNA polymerase II transcription regulatory region sequence-specific DNA binding
Source: RefSeq, a predicted model, not a curated record